Messenger RNA from Marmota monax (woodchuck), 3443 nucleotides. RefSeq names its product gamma-aminobutyric acid type A receptor subunit delta (gene Gabrd). Gene Ontology annotation, cellular component: neuron projection; synapse; membrane. Gene Ontology annotation, biological process: signal transduction; regulation of membrane potential; chemical synaptic transmission. The record is from RefSeq and is a predicted model, not a curated record. The transcript has 9 exons. NCBI's taxonomy places the organism in Eukaryota, Metazoa, Chordata, Mammalia, Rodentia, Sciuridae. Bases 1723 to 3009 code for a protein of 428 amino acids. Gene Ontology annotation, molecular function: GABA-A receptor activity; extracellular ligand-gated monoatomic ion channel activity; neurotransmitter receptor activity.
GGGGAGAGGCCCAGAAGGGCAGGCUAUAGGUGUGGCCACCGGGCUCGAGACCCGAGCCAGCGAGCCUCUGAGCAGUCCUAUUCUCUGUCAGUCCCUAGGGACCUCUCUCCCCUCUCCUUUCCUGACUUAAACUCAAGGAAGGUGUGGUGAGAGGUACAGCUGCAGGCCUGGGGGUCUGCUGCUGGCCCAGGCCCACAGCCCCUUCUCCCAGUCUGAAAUUCAGCAGUUCUGAAACCCCAAAGUUUGAGCUCAAGUGUAACAGCAAAACUCACUCGGUGGCAAGCCCUGUCCUGCUGUGGCCAGAGGGUUUCUGUGUUUAUUUCUCCUAUUUCAGGGCCUGUUUCUAGAUCUCCUGCUGGGAAAGUCUCCAGCCUCCCCGCCCCCAAGUCUGUAUAUGCAGCACAUUCCCGUCCUAAAAUCCCAAGCUUUCUGGGGCCUUGGGUAAGGGAUUGGGAGCUGUUACCAGGGCAGGAAAGUUGGGAGACCCCAGCCCCAGGGGGAGGAAGGUCUGAGGCUUGCCAGUGUUCCCAUCCUGUGUAGUGGCAGAUGCCAGGUGCCACUACGCUGCAUCCAUCCUCUGGGGUAGAAUGUUAUCAUCUUACCACGUUUCAGCAUCUGCCCUUUUAGACGGUUCUCCCAACCUUCCUGCUCUUGGCCUUGGCCGGGCAACGACCCGGCAUGGCUCAGGGACUAAGGCUCUCCCCAAGUGGGAAAGGGCCGGGACAGGAGCCCUUGAGUGACCUCCACAUAGCAUGGGUAUCCACACAGGGCCUCCUGUCCAGUAGCUUUUGAAUCCCCUCCACUCUAGACAGUGGCCUCCUGCUCCCUCAGGCUCCAGGUCCUGGUUCCUGGACUUUUGUGGGGGGACAGCGGGACUUUUCUGGCUCACCCCUCAUUUGAUUUCCCAGUGGUUGCUGGUGAGAAAGGCUUGGGGGAUUAGAGGCAGGUGUGUUGAGCCAUAUUUGUGGGUCAGGCCCGACUCUGAGGACCCUCCCACAGCGUGCACUGAGCUUGCCAACUGCAUGCCUGUGUGGGUGUCACCCCCGCUGCUGCCGCCUCCAUCUCCCGGAGCUCGCAGUGCGAUGGCUGGGGUGCUUCUCUUUGCCUUGGUAACUGGGAUGCCGGUGAGGCGUGUUGCUCUAAAAGCAGAGCUGUUGGAUCCGUGGGCUUUGUGUGCUUGGUGGACGGAGCCCCACUGCCUGGCUCAGCUGCGCCCACCGUCCCUUUCUGUCUUCAGGGGUACAGGCAAGUGACAGGGGCCGCUUUGUUUCUCAGAGGGGCCAGGAUGGGAGGGAGGCCCUAUGGCAUGAGGAGCAGCCCAAGGUGACAGCUCUGCCCCAUGGGUUUGAAUUCCUGACCUUGACUGAGAACCGGGAGCCUGGCACACGUCUCUGAGCUGCUCUGUCAAAGGAUGCCCAAUCCAGAGCACCCCGACUCCACGGCACGCAAGGAGCCAGUAGCCCUCUCCCGAGAUCUCCAUGAGCUGCCAAGGGGAGGGGGGCUUCCUGCCCUGUGUGUCCUGAUCAGAGUGAGAGAAAGUGGGACCUCUGGGGCCCAGAGUCCUGCAUGAAGCACACUCUGCUCUGUACCCAGGCCCUUCCCCUCUGUUCGCGGCUAGGAAAAUGGACACUGCCUUCCCAGGAGAGAAAUGACACCGGGUGGGGGCUCCUCCCUUUUCACUCCCAGGAAACUGUGUAGAAUAUCGCCUGCCACUCCAGAGCCAUGAAUGACAUUGGGGACUACGUGGGCUCCAACCUGGAGAUAUCCUGGCUCCCCAACCUGGAUGGCUUAAUGGAGGGCUACGCCCGCAACUUCAGGCCCGGCAUCGGAGGCCCCCCUGUGAACGUGGCCCUGGCCCUGGAGGUGGCCAGCAUUGACCACAUCUCAGAGGUGAACAUGGAAUACACCAUGACCGUGUUCUUGCACCAGAGCUGGAGGGACAGCCGGCUCUCCUACAACCACACCAACGAGACCCUGGGCCUGGACAGCCGCUUCGUGGACAAGCUCUGGCUCCCCGACACCUUCAUCGUGAACGCGAAGUCCGCCUGGUUCCACGACGUGACGGUGGAGAACAAGCUCAUCCGGCUGCAGCCCGACGGCGUGAUCCUCUACAGCAUCCGAAUCACCUCGACAGUGGCCUGUGACAUGGACCUGGCCAAGUACCCCAUGGACGAGCAGGAGUGCAUGCUGGACUUGGAGAGCUAUGGCUACUCUUCCGAGGACAUUGUCUACUACUGGUCAGAAACCCAGGAGCAGAUCCACGGGCUGGACAGGCUGCAGCUGGCCCAGUUCACCAUCACCAGCUACCACUUCUCCACGGAAUCGAUGAACUUCAAGUCGGCUGGCCAGUUCCCCCGGCUCAGCCUGCACUUCCGCCUGCGGAGGAACCGCGGCGUCUACAUCAUCCAGUCCUACAUGCCCUCCGUCCUCCUGGUCGCCAUGUCCUGGGUCUCCUUCUGGAUCAGUCAGGCAGCAGUGCCCGCCAGGGUGUCUCUGGGCAUCACCACUGUGCUGACCAUGACCACGCUCAUGGUCAGUGCCCGCUCCUCCCUGCCGCGGGCGUCGGCCAUCAAGGCGCUGGACGUGUACUUCUGGAUCUGCUACGUCUUCGUGUUCGCUGCACUGGUGGAGUACGCCUUCGCCCACUUCAAUGCCGACUACAGGAAGAAGCGGAAGGCCAAGGUCAAGGUCGCCAAGCCCAGAACCGAGAUGGACGUGAGGAAUGCCAUUGUGCUCUUCUCCCUCUCGGCCGCCGGAGUGACCCAGGAGCUGGCCGUCUCUCGCCGGCAGCGUGGCAUCCCUGGGAACCUCAUGGGUUCCUACAGGUCAGUGGAGGUGGAGACAGGGGAGAUGAAGAAGGAGGGGGGCGCCCGGCCCGGGGGCCCCGGGGGGAUCCGCACCAGGUUCAAACCCAUCGAUGCGGACACCAUUGACAUCUACGCCCGUGCCGUGUUCCCUGCGGCCUUUGCGGCCGUCAACGUCAUCUACUGGGCAGCGUACGCUAUGUGAGGCAGGACGGCAGCUGCCCUUGCCUGCCCUGCUGCCGGGGCAGAGGCCGCCUGGAAACUCGGGGAGGAAGGACACCUCUGCGUUGCUCGGUGGGCGGACAGUUGGCCGCGCAGUAGGAGAGGAAGCCUGUCUCCUGUACUUUCACCCUGUCCUUCUGGGAAGGACCACCAGCCUGAGCUCCCUCCGACCUAGGGAGACUGUUGCUGAGAGGGGUGGACCUGGCCUGGCCCCGAGGCCGAGGCAGGCUCCACAUCCUUAGUCUCAGGCUCACACUGAUGUCUCGGCCUUUGCUCUGUGGGAUCGGGAUCAGAGAGUGGGAGGAGGCGGUGGCCAGCCCCUGUCGCAGUGAAAGGGGGAGAAGCUGUUGCAAGUCCUCCUCGGUCCCAGCAUGAAAUAAACCUCAGCCUGGCAGCCGCUCGGGUCUCCAUCGCUGC